AGCCCUCGACGGGAACGCAGAGAGCAGGACACCUGGAGCAGGAGCACGAUGGCCUCCGGCGAUGGCGACACCAUCAACACCAUCGACUUGGACAGCUCCUCGGCGUCGCAGGCCAAACUGGCGGAGCCCAGCAAUGCCUCCACCGACCAUGUGGGAAACUCAUCGCCCGACCUGGGCAACCGACCGAUGCGAGCGGCCAGCAAGGCGGACAAGGAGCGCAAGAUUGGCCACAGACGCGUCGGCGAGGGCGGCGAGAUCACAUACAAGAAGAUACAGACGUCGCAGAUCAUGGGCUCCAUUCAACUGGGAAUCCAGCACACUGUCGGCAGUCUAGCCUCGAAGCCCAAGCGUGAUCUACUUAUGAUGGACUUCUGGGAAAUCGAGAGCAUCACCUUUCCGCCAGAGGGUUCUAGCCUUACACCUGCCCACCACUAUAGCGAGUUCAGAUACAAAAUCUACGCGCCCAUCGCUUUUCGCUACUUUCGGGAUCUGUUCGGCAUCCAGCCAGAUGAUUUUAUGAUGUCCAUGUGUACGUCCCCACUGCGGGAACUGUCCAAUCCUGGUGCUUCCGGCUCUAUAUUCUACCUGACGACCGACGACGAGUUCAUCAUCAAGACGGUGCAACACAAAGAGGGCGAAUUCUUACAGAAACUACUGCCUGGUUACUACAUGAAUCUAAAUCAAAAUCCGCGCACGCUAUUGCCAAAGUUCUUCGGAUUGUACUGCCUGCAGACGAGCAACGCCAAAAAUAUUCGCCUGGUGGUCAUGAACAAUCUGCUGCCCUCAUCCGUAAGAAUGCACCUGAAGUACGACUUGAAGGGCUCCACGUUCAAGCGCAAGGCCAACAAGGCGGAGCGCGCCAAGAAGUCGCCCACGUAUAAGGACCUCGACUUCAUGGAGCAGCAUCCGAACGGCAUUUUCCUGGAGGCCGAGACCUACUCCGCGCUGAUCAAGACCAUUCAGCGCGACUGUACGGUGCUGGAGUCCUUCAAGAUCAUGGACUACUCCCUGCUCCUCGGCGUCCACAACCUGGACAUUGCGCUCAGGGAGAAGCAGAGCGAGCAACGGAAACCGCUGAGAGCUCCGCUGGCCGAGGACUCCGACGUGGAUGGGGACGAUCCGCUGGACGCCCUGGAUGGCGACGCCAAGGAUCGCGAUGCGGCCACGGGCAUAAGUAGAAACAAUGCGGCAUACAGGUCCGUCAAUCGUCAGCGUUUAGUGGCCCACUCCACGGCCAUGGAGAGCAUUCAGGCGGAGAGUGAACCCAUCGACGACGAGGAGGAUGUGCCACCUGGUGGAAUUCCAGCGAGGAGUGAGAAAGGCGAACGACUGCUGCUCUACAUUGGAAUCAUUGACAUUCUGCAAUCCUACAGGCUGAAAAAGAAACUGGAGCACACUUUCAAAAGCAUCAUACACGACGGGGAAACCGUAUCGGUCUGCCGGCCCUCGUUCUAUGCUCAAAGAUUCCAAAACUUUAUGGCCAAGACCGUGUUCCGCAAGAUACCCUCCCUGGAUCUCCCAGAGAUCAAAGGGAAUCACAGAAAAUUUCGUACCUUGGUAACCAGCUACAUAGCGCUUAAACAUUCGCCAUCGAAGAGAAAAAGCCUUUCCAAGGCUAUUCAGCGCUCCAUCGACAGCGACAACGAGGUGGUCACGCGGCCGGUUCACGCCUCGCACUCGCACAGUAGUGGCAAGAUUCACCAGCCAACCAAGCCGCCCACCACCGAGCCCACGCCAGCGGGAGCGGCAGGUGGAGCCGUAGGAGGAGCAGCUGCCCUUGGUCCAGCUAGCGCCAGUGCCACCAGCGAGCGGGCACCUCCGCCCGUCAGGCAGCGGACUCCGGCGGCCAGCAAUCUGAAGACACGAGUGCCACCGCCAGUGCCACCGCGUGGUUCUCCGCGGCGCAAGGAUGCCCAGGAUCGGACGACACCAGGCACAACGCCCUCAUGCAGCUCGACUCCUCCCCCCGCCUUUGACGACAUCUCCGAGGACAGCUCGAACAAGAACAGCACCUCGUCGAUGGGGCGCCGGUCCCAUCAUCAUCACCACCAUCACCAGCAGUCGCAGCAGCAUCAGCAAUCUUACUACCUGGAUCGCAAGAUGAACAUUGGACCCGCCUAUCGAGGCUCCUACAAGGAGGACAUCGUGAGCGUCUCCGAGGUUCAUCUGGAUACACUGUUGGCGGUGGACACCUCGUCGAGCAGCCAGUACGGGUCCCGCGGCGGUCUGGCCUGGACACCGCCCGCUUCAGGUGAGGGCUCCACUCCCACAUGGACAGAGGGCACACCCAGUUUUACGGACUCCAGUUCGAGUGGUGAUCUCGACAACUUCUCGCCCAUAAACUCAUCUAAAAUCGAUCGACACAAGCCGACGGUGGAAGAUGCCAUCAACUCUCUGUCCGCGGGAAUGGUAAAUAUCGGAGGUGGCCAACUCUAGAUACGAUCCCAAGCACACAAAGAAACCUCCUGAUCCGCAGCACCCACGACACCUCCUGCUCAGGGAUAACAUACUCAUACCCCAGAGAUAGUCGCACACGCCCAUGUAAAAUCGUACAUUAUUAGACUUUUCCAAAUUGCAAUCCAUCUUCCGUUUGGGUGUUCUUCACUCCCCAUUUGCUGUCUGCAAUCCACUGACUCAUAACCUCUCUAUUGCAUUCUUAUAGAUCAACUAACAUAGCAUGUGAUGACGGAACACAAGACACACCAACCCAUAUACAUCACGAUGUGGACAGAGUCCGAGCAAAAUAUGCCUCAUACUCUUACAUACUGAUUAUGCUUGCGUGUUCAGGCGCUAUUGUAUAGCUAGGAUAUAAUCAAAAGGCGCCCCACGUAGAAAAGAUUCCCAUGACAAGCCCACGCCCACGCCCACGCCCACGCCCACGACAAUGACCACAUCGACACCUUCCCAUCCCUUCCAGCGGACAUCGGGUGAAAUCUAUCCAGCAAAUACAUAACUCAACACUGCAAAUGAUAUUAUACACGAAAGCAUACUCCCCAUAUACAGAACUACAGAAGCAUAAAGCAAAUAAAUGGCAAAUCAAAUAUAUAUGAGUAAAGUGCGCAGGAUGGCAUCCAGUUGGAGAUCCGAGAACCGAGAUCCGCAAUCCCGUUCCCCUAUACAUUUAGUGUACGGUGUAAAGAGUUCGUUAUGCGUUCGAUCAGAUAAUAUGAAAAUAUACAAUACACUGAGAUUAUAUAAACAAACGUUUUUGCGAUACUUUCGAUCUCCGAUAUAUCCACAUAAGUACGUAUUAUGUAUACCUAUGUAUAAUCAGCAAUCGCGAUAUUACAAUAUUAUUGUAAAAUAUUUCAAUUUACAAGCCAGACAAACAAAGAGCAAAAUUAUAUACAUAUUAUUCAUCUGUAUUUAUUAACAAUAAUUGUAACUCGCUUAGGUUAACUCAAAACACAAAACCAGAACGGAACGGAACGGGACGGGACUAACAUAUUAUAUUACAUACAUACACCAACGGACGGACCCGGACUGUGGACAACUCUCGA
This is a messenger RNA of Drosophila gunungcola (fruit fly), 3500 nucleotides long. It is a transcript of the gene PIP5K59B, whose product is annotated as phosphatidylinositol 4-phosphate 5-kinase type-1 alpha. The transcript has 15 exons. The record is from RefSeq and is a predicted model, not a curated record. Gene Ontology annotation, molecular function: phosphatidylinositol kinase activity. NCBI's taxonomy places the organism in Eukaryota, Metazoa, Arthropoda, Insecta, Diptera, Drosophilidae. The coding region runs from base 49 to 2436 and encodes 795 amino acids. Gene Ontology annotation, biological process: phosphatidylinositol metabolic process.